This is a messenger RNA of Penicillium soppii, 552 nucleotides long. RefSeq names its product putative GPI anchored protein. The record is from RefSeq and is a predicted model, not a curated record. Bases 1 to 552 code for a protein of 183 amino acids. The transcript has a single exon. Lineage: Eukaryota; Fungi; Ascomycota; Eurotiomycetes; Eurotiales; Aspergillaceae.
AUGAAAUUCACUCUCAUCAGCUCCGCUCUCUUCCUGGCCACUGCUGCCAUGGCCUCCCCCGACGGCGUUGACGUGAACUCUAUCGUGUCCGCAGCCGAAGGCAUCGCCUCAACAGCCGUCAGCGGCGGUGAAUCCGUCGGCUCCGACGUCGCCGACAAGGCCACCUCCAUCUACGACGCCGCCAGCACCGGCGGCGCCGCAGCCGUUUCCUCCAUCCGCAGCGAAGCCAGCGAUCUCUCCACCCUCACCGGCGACGCCGCCACCAUCGCCUCGUCCAUCACUAGCAAGGCUGGCUCCAUCGCUUCCGAGGCUACCAGCCGCGCUGCCACCUGGGCCUCUGCUCAGACUACCCUGACCAACUCCGCUGGCUCAGCUACCGCUACUGAGUCCACCACUCUCACCAGCGUUGCCACCGGCACUUCUACCGAUAGCACUGCCAGCGGCUCUGCUGCCGCCACUACCUCUGGCAACGGUGCCUUCGCCCGCCCCACUGCUGUCGGCGCUGCCGCUGCUGGUAUGGCCGGUGUUCUCGGUAUCAUGGUUGCCCUGUAA